UUCAAGCAAAAAAAAAAGUCAGUACAAUCAUUUCGUUGAUUGGAAAAUUAUCUACAGUUACCCAAAUUCCACAAAGUUUUUCAAAUUUCUUCCUGGCCAAAAUUUAAAAUUAUUCUUGAACCUGCUCCCAUACAUCAUCUAGAAUGACUUCCUCGAAUCGCAUCUUCCAGCUGGAACUGAUCGUGGAGGAGUUGCAGAUGCUUCCGGAAAAUAGGAACGGUAACGGAAAGGGAACCAAUGGCAAUGGAACUAACAGCAAUGGUAGCAUACGUCUGGAACCGGGUACCCCUAGAGCAUCGGCAGAAGCUGGAGAUGAGACCGUGGAAGUUUACAAGUGUCCGGAGCGGUGUGUCCGGCUGCAGUUGGCAAAACUGGCUCGAUGCGAGGUUUGCGAACGGGAUUUCGGGUCCCAGGUCGAUGUGGAAACUACCAAACAGGGUGAAAACUGUAUGUUCACGUUGAAUGGGACGAAUUUGAGGGAACAGCAGCUGAGCUUUGAUAUUUCCGCUGUGGAAACGGAACCGGACGGGAAUCGGAAGGUUUUGGGGACUUGGAGGGAACCGGCCAAUGAGAUCCUGUUUAACUUACUGAAGAACUAUGAUGAUGUUAACUUCCGGCGGGAUAAAGAGACUGAGUCUGCUGAAAGUAUUUUUUCGGAGGAUUCCAUUUCUAGAAAGUGUUAUCCGGUGUCGGAAACUAUCCGGUCGAUGUAUCCCUUGCAGCUGGAGGAUGAGUCGGUUGUGGGAUAUGUAAUCCUCACGCUAAGGAUUGCUUGUCUAGGGUCUAGAAUCACCCAGAAGGUUAUGUUCGGGGGCAAGGAUCAGGAAGCGAUAACCUGCUUUAAGGGAACGGAUCCAGAGCAUGGAGAACAGCUGAUGAAGUGUGUCACAUACGAUGAAACGGCACAUCCCCAUCCGAUAAUCUGCGGUCAAUGUGAAGCUAGGGGAAGCAUGGCUUCAUUGGUAACUGCUCCCGGAUCGAUGACAGAAGUUUGUCCACCCUAUGAUGAGUACACAGCUCAGAUGAAUGGAAAUGCUAUUACCAUUCGGGUGGAGAAAUUUUCCGAUAUUAAGGUUAUGUUGGAUGGAGAGGAAACUGAAGGUGCUUGUACCAAGGGAUGUUGGACCUCUCUCAAAAUGCCGGAAGGCACCUACGCUUUGGAAGAGAAAUAUGUUCAACGCGAGAAGAAUGCCUGUUGCUUGCCGGUGGUCCGUGGAAACCUUAAGUAUCCGGCCCAGCAAUGGUCCGGUGACUUUAUGAUGUGCCGAAGUAAGCGACCUAUCUGUGCAGAACACUAUCGAUCGAGACCGGACCCGAUGAGGAAUAUUUGCAUGCAAACGCGGGAUCCGGAAGCGACGGAUCCGGCCAAUGCCUGUGGAAUCGAGAUCUGUCGCAAGGGUUCCUGCGAUCCAAAUGUUGACGUUUUCGUGCUCAAACUGGGUAAGAAUAAAACCUCUCGGGAUGAGCAAGCUCCGAAUCAGAUUGAGCUGGAGCUGAGGACUCCCAAGGGUCCGAUGAUCGAGAAACGGCCGAAGGAAACCCGGGGUUGUCAGGUGAUUGAAGAAGAAUUUGAGGACUUCAAGCCACCGGCACCGGAGAAGAAAGGCAAGAAGGGGGGCAAGAAAGGUGGCAAGAAAAAGUAGUCUAUACUUUGAACAAAUGUCUAAGUAAAGUUUGUAAAAAAGUUUAUUUUGAACAAAGUUGUA
Uranotaenia lowii is the source of this 1706-nucleotide messenger RNA. RefSeq lists its product as uncharacterized. Lineage: Eukaryota; Metazoa; Arthropoda; Insecta; Diptera; Culicidae. Bases 144 to 1643 code for a protein of 499 amino acids. The transcript is spliced from 2 exons. The record is from RefSeq and is a predicted model, not a curated record.